Puntigrus tetrazona (Sumatra barb) is the source of this 2012-nucleotide messenger RNA. It is a transcript of the gene gda, whose product is annotated as guanine deaminase. The transcript has 14 exons. The coding region runs from base 104 to 1456 and encodes 450 amino acids. The record is from RefSeq and is a predicted model, not a curated record. Gene Ontology annotation, molecular function: zinc ion binding; guanine deaminase activity. Gene Ontology annotation, cellular component: cytosol. NCBI's taxonomy places the organism in Eukaryota, Metazoa, Chordata, Actinopteri, Cypriniformes, Cyprinidae. Gene Ontology annotation, biological process: guanine catabolic process.
CCGGUUCACAAUAUCCACCUCCCAGAAAUUCUGCAAUGCCUCGUGUCGCGUAUAAAAGUUCAAAGAAUUCAUGUGAGAUGGCAUUUGAAAAUCCGGGCCAAUCAUGAAUCGUAACGACGCAACCGCGCGCGUUGCGCACGUCUUUGGUGGAACGCUUGUGCACUCCACACCACGAUCUGCAGUGGAAAUACUGCAAAACUGUGUCUUAGGAGUCGACGAUAAGGGCAAGAUUGCAUUCAUUGAAAAAGAUCAGGAUGUGGUCAGUCUUUCAAAAAAAUGGGACUUUGAAACUUCAGAUAUUAAACGCCUUGGACAGUAUGAGUUUCUUAUGCCCGGAAUGGUUGAUACACACAUCCACGCGUCUCAGUAUAGCUAUACUGGAACUGCCUUAGACCUGCCUCUGCUGGAGUGGCUCAACACUUACACUUUCCCUGUGGAAGCCAAGUAUAAAGACUUGGAUUUUGCCAAUAAUGUAUACACUAAAGUUGUGAGAAGAACCUUAAAGAAUGGCACUACUACUGCUUGUUAUUUUGCCACAAUACACACUGAUGCCUCUCUUCUGCUUGGAGAGCUUGCAGAUAGGUUUGGACAAAGAGCUUUAGUGGGAAAAGUUUGCAUGGACUGCAAUUCUGCCGUUCCACAGUACAAAGAAAGCCCAAGUGAAUGUAAAGAGGAGACAGAUCGUUUCAUCAAAGAGCUUCUCAAAAAGGAGUACCCAAAUGUCAAGCCUGUGGUCACUCCUCGAUUCGCUCCGUCCUGUUCCUCCUCACUGCUCACUGAAUUAGGCAAGAUCGCCAAUAACAACAAGCUCCGCGUUCAGAGUCACAUCAGUGAGAACAAAGAGGAACUGGAGCUUGUGAAGACAUUGUUCCCAGGCUGCAAAUCCUACACUGAUGUUUACCUCAAGCACAACCUGCUCACAGACAGGACUGUAAUGGCUCAUGGCUGUUACCUAACUGACGAAGAACUGGAGAUAUUUCAUGAAACGGGAUCUGCAAUCUCUCACUGUCCUAACAGUAACAUCUCGAUUUGCAGUGGCAUGCUAAAUGUGCGCAAUGUCUUAAAUCACAAAGUGAAAUUGGGUUUGGGGACAGAUGUAGCAGGAGGCUACUCUCCGUCCAUGCUAGAUGCUAUGAGAAGAACUCUGGACACGUCCAAGGCCCUGACCAUCCAGGACCCUCAGCAUAAGACUCUGAGCUUUGAAGAAGUUUUCAGACUGGCUACACUUGGAGGCAGCGAAGCCCUCUCACUGGAUGAUCAGAUUGGAAACUUUGUGGUAGGCAAGGACUUUGACGCCCUGCGAGUGAAUGUUUGCAUUCCCGAUGGACCGAUCGAUUUGUUUCCUGGUGAAGGCCCCAAGGUCAUUCUGGAGAAGUUUUUAAAUUUAGGUGAUGAUCGAAAUAUUUCUGAAGUCUACGUGGCUGGAAGACAAGUGGUUCCAUUUUCAGAUACAUAGCUAGUUACUUUCUAGUUGUUUUUAGCAGAAUUAUAAUGCAUUCACUCAAGAUCCUUUUUUUUUUUGAAGGAUGUUACAGAUGUAUAUUAUUUUGUCUUUAUUUAGGAAGUAUUUUUUUAUUUACAUUGCAGCUUGAUAUAAAGAUUUGUCUAAUGCUCAAAUUAAAUUGCUGCCUUCUAUUUCCUAGUGAUGUAGAUCAUGAAAAAAAUGUGACCAAAUUAUAAAAUAUAUAUUAAUCACUGGCAAAAUAUAAAACAAUAACCAAUUGUCACCCUUUUUAAAUUUAUUUAUUUAUUUUUAAUUCAUGUUAACACAUUGCAAAUCUAGUAUUUGUGACACUUCCUCACACACAGAGCUCUCGUAAGAGGCUUUUAGCUGUCUCUCUCACCUGUUCUUUCACUGUUUAUGACACUUCUCAAGUAGGAACAGAGCUCUUGGUUAUAUUUGCUUCAUGCCCUCUACGUGCAAUCCUAACAAUACACUGUAAAUGAAUCCUGAAUGUAUUUGAAUUUGAAAUAUAUAUAACUAUAAUAAAAAUGUAUUCAAUAUAAAUUAA